AUGGCCAGAUUCCUUCCCACAGGUUCAAAAGAAGAUCAAUCUCCCACAGAUGAACUGACCAGGCGAGGAAGACGACAGAGAAUGGCAGGAAAGCUUGAACACCACACCAAACAGUUGUCUGACCAAUGCUGGCAAGCCACACGCCGGACGAGGCCUUCUUUAGGGAGAACGGCAUCGAGACCUGACCCGCCUCAUUCUUUCCAUCGCAAGGCUGUAUCCCUCGAUACGAAUGAUGAGAGUGCUCCUAAGCCAAGAUGGCCUGGUAAUAUGGGGCCUGCAAUAACGACUGUUCAACCUCGAUAUCCACCACCUAAAAGAACGCCUACACCACCUGGUGUGCCCUCCUUUGGCACUCCAGAGGCUAUGAGCUACUCUGCCCAGUUUCUGAUGCCAGACAACAAUGCACGACCAACCCCAAGCCUGGGACGCGGCGGCCCUACUGAUGAACAACGUAGCAGCUCGUAUGGCGAGACCAUAAGGAGAUUCUUUGGUUUCUCUUCUAUGUCUCGUGCCGGUGGACUUUCUGUUCGUGGUAUAGGAAGAGCCCAGGAUGGAACUAUAGUGCAGGGUCGUUUUCCCUAUCGACAAAGUGGUCAUGGAAUGAAUGUCGGCCGACAGCUUCAGGACCACCCCUUCCAUCGACUCAAUCUUCCAAUUGCCCAUCCUGGACUUGCAGAUGCAAGCCAUGAUCAUGAUAUCGAGACUGCACAGGCAAAGGAUGGUCUUAAGGUUCGCUCAAGAAGACAUUUUCAGCUAGCCGAUUCGUCAUCCAGACGACAUUUGCUCUCGCCAGGGCGUGCAUUCUCCUUCCCAUCAACCCCAGAAUCUGCCGUAGUAAACCAUCCACGGCAGCCCCGAGCUACUGCAAUCCUUGGCCUGCCGCGCAAUCUUUCUGUGUCGGAUGUUCCGUCCAUAACUAUAACAUCUACGGACCCAACGGAAGCUUCCAUCCAAGGGACUAGGGCAAAUAGAGACCAUCUUCCUCCCAAUCCUUCCCGGUUACAUACCGUUCUUACUAUGGCGGUCCGCGGUGGCAGUGCAGAUGAAGACCCUCAUGCAGGUAUGCCUGUCUGUGCGGACGUCCUGUCUUGGGUUAAAUCUCAGACUUGCCUCUGCUGUUGCUUCAGCAGCUAUGAGGAGCCAGAAAGUCCUUCUUCUCUUGGGCCAACCAGCUCACAAGAAACAUAUGCUACUGCCCAGAGCCAGCUAUCGCCUGCUGAAUCUCAAAAUGAAAACCCGGAGGGAAAUACUCGUCUCCAAAGCCUCCAACUAUGGAUCUCAUCCGUAUACGGUGUCAUGUUUCCGACCCUGGUAAAUCCUACCGCUGUAUAA
Molecule: messenger RNA, 1332 nt
Organism: Penicillium paradoxum
Lineage: Eukaryota; Fungi; Ascomycota; Eurotiomycetes; Eurotiales; Aspergillaceae
Exons: 1
Coding region: 1-1332 (443 amino acids)
Source: RefSeq, a predicted model, not a curated record